Mesocestoides corti is the source of this 471-nucleotide messenger RNA. The record is from the annotation of a GenBank genome assembly. NCBI's taxonomy places the organism in Eukaryota, Metazoa, Platyhelminthes, Cestoda, Cyclophyllidea, Mesocestoididae.
AUGGCUGGUGAUGUUAGGCUUGCCAGCGGACGUGCUUGCUCGCCAUUAUCACCUGGAAUUGGCUGCAAUCGGUUGGUAGAUUUUGCUGGCAACUCAGCAGUCCAACUUGGCGACGGGUUCCACCGCUUGUUCUGCCAGACCAGGAAUGUCGAUAGACUGCAUCCUUUGAAGAAUAACCUACCCAGAAACCGAGCUGGUCAAGCGGUGAUCAGCUACAUCACAGAGGUGUGCCUCUACGUGAUGAGGGUGUUGAGAGACGUGCCUCUGGAGAACCGUGAAGAAAUGGCAGUUGCGGUGAUUAUUUUGGGUCCGCCAGACGACGCCAUGUUGCGUCACUGCCGCCUUUUAAGCCGACUACUCACGGAGGUGCAGCAGGUACUCAGUCAAGACCCGCUGCUUAACACGGCAUCCGCGUCUCCCCCUCCAGCCCCCUCUCAACCCAACCACCAACUGGCUAUAUCACGGAGAUAA